This is a messenger RNA of Owenia fusiformis, 716 nucleotides long. The record is from the annotation of a GenBank genome assembly. NCBI's taxonomy places the organism in Eukaryota, Metazoa, Annelida, Polychaeta, Sabellida, Oweniidae.
UUAUCCUUGUGGUACUGUUAAUCAUAUCGGUUGCUCUAUUUGUACUUUAUAAAAGGCAGCGUUCCAUCAUUUUAAAAUUCGGAAAGGUAAUAGCUAGGUGUGCAAAAACAAAACAAACUCAGUUAUCAGAUAAUCCUAUGAUUGAGAUGGCAGAAACCACUUUAUAGACACUCAUUUUUUCGCAAUUUUUGACCUAUUUUUGAAAAUAUUGUUAUAAAUAUUAACAAUUAUUACAACAAUUAUAUUGUACAUUGCAGAUGGAAUGGACUUGUCAUAUUUGUCUUCAAGAAGAUGGCAUUUCGGAAGUUGAUAUCGAUUUUUUAGAAUAUUUUGACCAUUUAGCGGAUAUUCACGAAGAACUGCCCCAGGGUUCGACAGUAAAGAAUUGGUUAUGUGCAAGUACUCCAAGCAACUCAUCUAACAUUCCAUCUGAUGUCAUAACAAUCGAUCAAGCAUCAAUUUCUUCAAAUAACUCUGAAUCGUCAACAUAUUCAUCUGAAGUAACAACAACCAAUGACACAUCAACAUCUUCAAACGCUUCUAGUAUCUUAAAGUGCCUAUUUUGUGACAUCGCAUUUCAUAAUAAUAUUCAUCAUACCAUGCACAUGGAGACUCAUAGCAUCAAUAACCACAAGAAAUGCACACUAUGGGGAUUUAAUUUCAUCACUGAAGAAGCCUUUGCAGUUCAUUUUUAUAUCAUAAAUCAUCACAUUUAA